GAGUAGCCUUCCAAUGUGGGCUUGGCUGUUUCUGCCAGCGCUCUUUUGUCUGCCUGAGGUUCAAGGUGACUGUACCUCUCCAGUACCACCACUCCACGCGACACUAAAGGAAGACGCUCUGAAAGAAAGUUAUCCAGUUGGGACUAAACUGACAUACCAUUGCAUCACAGGUUAUGAAUAUAUUCCUGGAAUUAAUUCUUCAAUUAUAUGUCUGAACACUUCAAAAUGGUCUGACAUUUCAUCAUUGUGUCAGGGGAAAAAAUGUAUGCCACAAAUUAUAGAAAAUGGUAAUUCAGAUGCUGAGGAUGAUCACAACAUCCGUCUGGGUGAUAGUGUAACUUUAUCCUGUGAACAUGGGUAUAGGCUUGUUGGUGAAGCUAUAGUUAAGUGUAUUCUGAAAGAUGGUAAAGUUGAGUGGAAUAAAGAAUACCCAAUUUGCAAACAUAUCCCUUGUAAUCGUCCUGAAAAUAUUUCCAAUGGACAAUUUGAUCCUGACCCUAAAGACGAAUAUUACGUUGGAUCAGUUGUAAUAUAUCACUGCAAGAGUAAUUUCUCCCUGAUUGGAAAUUCAACCAUCAGAUGCGUAACCACAGAAGAUGGCCAAAAUGGAACGUGGAAUUUACCUGCCCCUGAAUGUAAAAACGUCAAAUGUGAUCCACCAAAAGUGGAAAAUGGGAAGUUAAUUAAUUUACCUAAGCCUUCAUAUACCUAUAAUGAAGCCAUCAGCUUUGAAUGUAAUUCCGGCUAUUCUGCUGUGGGAAGCCUCCAUAUUAAAUGUGGGGCUAACAGUUCGUGGGUUCCUGCCAUCCCCAAAUGUGUCAAAGCUAACUGCACCUCCCCAGUACCACCACUCCACUCAGCACUAAAGGAAGAGAUCCCAAAAGAAGGCUAUCCGGUUGGAACUGUCCUGACAUACCAUUGUAUCACAGGUUAUGAAUAUAUCCCCGGAAUUAACUCCUCAAUUACAUGUCUGAACACUUCCAAAUGGUCUGACAUUUCAUCAUUGUGUCAGGGGAAAAAAUGUCCUGCUCCAAAUGUAAACAACAGCAACCCAGUUGCUCAUGAUGAUAACGACAUCCGUCUUGGUGGUAAUAUAACUAUCUCCUGUGUAUAUGGGUAUAGGCUUGUUGGUGAAGCUACACUUAAGUGUAUUCUGAAAGAUGGCAAAGUUGACUGGAAUAAUGAAUUCCCAAUUUGUGAACAUAUAUCUUGUAGUCGUCCUGACAAUAUUUCCAAUGGACAAUUUGAUCCUGACCCUAAAGACGAAUAUUACGUUGGAUCAGUUGUAAAAUACCACUGCAAGAGUAAUUUCUCCCUGAUUGGAAAUUCAACCCUUAUAUGCAUAACUGCCAAAGACGGCCGAAAUGGAACGUGGAAUUUACCUGCCCCUGAAUGUAAAACUAACUGCACCUCCCCAGUACCACCACUCCAUUCGACACUAAAGGAAGAGAUCCCAAAAGAAGGCUAUCCAGUUGGAACUGUCCUGAAAUACCAUUGCAUCACAGGUUAUGAAUAUAUCCCCGGAAUUAACUCUUCAAUUACAUGUCUGAACACUUCAAAAUGGUCUAACAUUUCAUCAUUGUGUCAGGGGAAAAAAUGUCCCGCUCCAAAUGUAGACAACAGCAAACCAAUUGCUCAUGAUGAUAACGACAUCCGUCUUGGUGGUAAUAUAACUAUCUCCUGUGUAUAUGGGUAUAGGGUUAUUGGUGAAGCUACACUUAAAUGUAUUCUGAAAGAUGGCAAGGUUGACUGGAAUAGAGAAUUCCCAUAUUGCGAACAUAUCUCUUGUAGUCGUCCUACCAGUAUUCCCAACGGACAAUUUGAUCUUGACCCUAAUGACGAAUAUUACGUUGGAUCAGUUGUAAUCUACCGCUGCAACCGUGAUUUCUCCCUGAUUGGAAAUUCAACCCUCACAUGCAUAACUGCCGAAGAUGGCCUAAAUGGAAAGUGGAAUUUACCUGCCCCUGAAUGUAAAAACGUCAAAUGUAAUCGACCAAAAGUGGAAAAUGGGAAGUUAAUUAAUUUACCUAAGCCUUCAUAUACCUAUAAUGAAGCCAUCAGCUUUGAAUGUAAUUCCGGCUAUUCUGCUGUGGGAAGCCUCCAUAUUAAAUGUGGAGCUAACAGUUCGUGGGUUCCUGGCAUCCCCAAAUGUGUCAAAGCUAACUGCACCUCCCCAGUACCACCACUCCACUCAGCACUAAAGGAAGAGAUCCCAAAAGAAGGCUAUCCGGUUGGAACUGUCCUGACAUACCAUUGCAUCACAGGUUAUGAAUAUAUCCCCGGAAUUAACUCCUCAAUUACAUGUCUGAACACUUCCAAAUGGUCUGACAUUUCAUCAUUGUGUCAGGGGAAAAAAUGUCCUGCUCCAAAUGUAAACAACAGCAACCCAGUUGCUCAUGAUGAUAACGACAUCCGUCUUGGUGGUAAUAUAACUAUCUCCUGUGUAUAUGGGUAUAGGGUUAUUGGUGAAGCUACACUUAAGUGUAUUCUAAAAGAUGGCAAGGUUGACUGGAAUAGAGAAUUCCCACAUUGCGAACACAUCUCUUGUACUCGUCCUACCAAUAUUCUCAAUGGACAAAUUUAUCUUAACCCUAAUGACGAAUAUUACGUUGGAUCAGUUGUAAUCUACCGCUGCAACCGUGAUUUCUCCCUGAUUGGAAAUUCAACCCUCACAUGCAUAACUGCCAAAGAUGACCUAAAUGGAAAGUGGAAUUUACCAGUCCCUGAAUGUAAAAACGUCAAAUGUGAUCAACCAAAAGUGGAAAAUGGGAAGUUAAUUAAUUUACCUAAGCCUUCAUAUACCUAUAAUGAAGCCAUCAGCUUUGAAUGUAAUUCCGGCUAUUCUGCUGUGGGAAGCCUCCAUAUUAAAUGUGGGGCUAACAGUUCGUGGGUUCCUGCCAUCCCCAAAUGUGUCAAAGGAAUUUUUGACAAGCCAAAUACUGCUACAAACAAGCCAAAUACUACUUUAGAAGAUUAUGCAGAAUGCAACAAAACUACAGCACUUGGAAAACUGAUUAUCCUCCUGGCUGUUCUGUAUAAUUGCUGGUGAAGUCAUGACACCGAACAAAAGGAAAAACUAUCAAGAUUUUAUUUGAUUAUAUUGGGUAUCUGCUUAAUUUAUUUAUUUUAUUUCAUUGCUAAGCAUAAAAUACAAACUCCUAAAACCA
Molecule: messenger RNA, 3167 nt
Organism: Pantherophis guttatus
Lineage: Eukaryota; Metazoa; Chordata; Lepidosauria; Squamata; Colubridae
Source: RefSeq, a predicted model, not a curated record